Molecule: messenger RNA, 1775 nt
Organism: Rhizopus microsporus ATCC 52813
Lineage: Eukaryota; Fungi; Mucoromycota; Mucoromycetes; Mucorales; Rhizopodaceae
Product: general substrate transporter
Exons: 4
Coding region: 5-1675 (556 amino acids)
Biological process (GO): carbohydrate transport; transmembrane transport
Cellular component (GO): membrane
Molecular function (GO): carbohydrate:proton symporter activity
Source: RefSeq, a predicted model, not a curated record
GAAAAUGAAUACCCCUAAAGAUCAAGAUGCAUCCGCCGAUGAAGUCAAUCAUACAAAAUUAACUACCUAUCCCUCUUCAGAGGUUACUGGACAUCUUGCUGCUGAUCGAUACAAGUAUAAUGCCGGCAAAAGCGGUCUCGCUGGAUUUAUUAAGAAUCCAUAUGUGUGUCUGACAGCUGUGUUUGCCUCUAUUGGUGGUAUCCUUUUUGGAUACGAUCAGGGUGUCAUCUCUGGAGUUCAAGAAAUGGAUGACUUUAUUCAACGAUUUCCAAUGAACCCUACACAGAGAGGUUUUAUGGUUUCCAUUCUCGAACUUGGUGCAUGGGCUGGCUCAUGGAUUAUUGGUUACUUUGCUGAUAGAAUUGGUCGAAAGCAUUCCAUUGCACUAUCCACUGUUAUCUUCUUACUAGGAAGCGCCAUUCAAGGUGGUGCUCAAAAUGUGAAUUAUCUACUUGGUGGUCGGUUUGUCACUGGUAUGGCUGUCGGCGCCCUUAGUUUAUUAGUACCCCUCUACCAAUCCGAAAUCUCCCCUCCUGAGCUUCGUGGAUCUUUGGUUUCAUUACAACAGCUGGCUGUGACGUUUGGUAUCUUGAUCUCCUUUUGGAUUGACUUUGGCUUGACUCAAGUAGGCGGUCAGGCGUCGUGGCGUGUGCCUCUUUGUCUCCAAAUGUUCUUUGCUAUCUUGCUUGGUCUUGGUAUUCUCUUUUUUCCUUUCUCGCCUCGUUGGCUUAUGGGUCAAGGAAGAGAAGAAGAAGCAUUACGUGUGAUCUCCAAGCUGCGUCGUCUUCCUCAAGACCAUCCAUUAGUCAUUGAAGAAUGGAAAGAAAUUAAAGUCUCUGUUGAAUUUGAUCGUCAAGUCGAACGUGAACAGUAUCCUCAAUAUGUCGACAAGGGACGUAAAGGUCGACUGAUGAUCGGACUCUUGGGUUACCGAGAUCUGUUCAGAAAAGGCAUUUUUAAUCGCCUCGCUAUUGGUAGCAUCAUCAUGUUCUUCCAGCAAUUUUCCGGUGUUAAUGCAUUAAUUUAUUAUGCACCCAAAAUUUUCCAGUCAGUCGGAUUAACUGGCACUUCCGUGUCUCUUUUGGCAACAGGUGUCGUUGGUAUCAUCAAUUUCGUCAUGACCUUCCCUACCGUAUUCUUGCUGGAUAUUGUUGGUCGUAAACGCACACUUAUGGUUGCCUCCAUUAUCAUGGCUAUCUGUAUGAUCAUUGUCGCCAUCAUCACAGCUCUCUUCCAACAUGAUUGGCCAAAUCAUACGGCUGAGGGAUGGGUCUCGGUUGCCUUCAUUUAUAUCUUUAUUGCCAACUUUGCCUAUGGUUGGGGUCCUAUCGCUUGGGUUAUUGCUGCUGAAAUCUUCCCUUUAAGAGCUCGUGCAAAGGCAAUGAGCGUAACAACUUCUGCAAACUGGAUGUGUAACUUCAUUAUUGGUCUUAUUGUACCUACUAUGUUGGCAAACAUUACGUAUGGUACUUACAUCUUCUUUGCCUGCUUCUUGGUGUUGUCAUUUUUCUUUGUUUGGUUAUUUGUACCAGAAACAAAGGGUCGUUCACUUGAAGAAAUGGAUGAAAUCUUUGGUGGACAAUCAGCCGUCCGUGAUGCUGAAAUCAUGAACCAAGUGCAAAGCAAGGUCAAUCAGACAAGCAUACCAGUCGAAACAAAGGGAAGAUCUGCUUAAGUUUUCCUACAACAUAAUUAAAUUAUUUGUAUACAUAUUGUGUUAAUAUCGUUAUUAAAUAUCUAUUCUUUGUAUAUGUGCGUAGUCUAUUCGUUUUUUG